This is a messenger RNA of Anthostomella pinea, 369 nucleotides long. The record is from the annotation of a GenBank genome assembly. NCBI's taxonomy places the organism in Eukaryota, Fungi, Ascomycota, Sordariomycetes, Xylariales, Xylariaceae.
AUGAAGCUCGCAGCUGUUCCUCUUUUCCUCCUGCUGUCGGCCUCGACGGCCCUGCCUGAGCCUUCUUCCGACAGCCAUUUGGAAAUCAAGAGGGGAGAAACGAUCGACUGCGUCAAGGGCUGCUUCCACAACGGCAUCAUCAAGCUCUUUACCUGUGUCCCUGGCUGUUUCGGCGGCGACAGCAGCAGCAGCAGCAGCAGCAGCGGCAGCAGCAGCAGCAGUGAUAAUGGGUCGUCUUGCAGUACGAAAUGCAUGGACACACUCCUAGCUAGAAUUGGCUCACUUGAAGCGGCAAAGGUCACGGAUGAGGAUGUAGAGUGGGUAACGAAUUGUGCAGCGGGCUGCCGUGGAAACACGAGGAGGACGUGA